Molecule: messenger RNA, 940 nt
Organism: Cajanus cajan (pigeon pea)
Lineage: Eukaryota; Viridiplantae; Streptophyta; Magnoliopsida; Fabales; Fabaceae
Source: RefSeq, a predicted model, not a curated record
GUUGGGCUUUAUGAAAACAAGCCCGAGUGUGUAGACCUAAAACAGUAGUAGUGAACUUGGAUUUUAUAAUCCAAUCCGUGAAUGUUUGUUUUGUUGUAUAAAAAGGCAAGAGCCCUGAACCCUCUGCCUCCUAGGGAAACAUUAUAGCGUUUGAAGACUUGGAACGUUGUUCGCUUCAGAAACCGGGGCAACCUGAGAUAGACACACUUAACCAACAUGGCUACAAAAAUUAACGUGGCAAUCCUGUUUGUACUUGUAGCAGUGGCAUUGACAAUGCCACACAGCACAGAAGCUACGGAGCAUGUAGUAGGUGGUGGUGCUGGUUGGAUUAUUUCUCCUGAAGGAGCUUCCUUCUAUUCCUCCUUCGCAGCUAACACCACAUUCAGACUAAACGACACACUAGUGUUCAACUUCAAAACAGGAUCUCACAACGUUGUGACAGUGUCGAAGAAAAGCUUCGAAACAUGCAACGUGAGUGAAGCAAUGGAAUCAUUCAAUACGGGGCCAGCGAGAAUCAGUUUGAACCGCACCGGAGAGUUCUACUUCGCAUGCUCCUUCCCACAUCACUGCAUGCUGGGCCAAAAGCUGAGCAUUGAUGUGACUGCAGCUUCUUCUUCCCUUGCUCCAGCUUCAUCUCUAUCUGCUUCACGACCAACCAUGCCCGUUGCUGUCACUGUCACUCUUCUUCUCAUGACCCUUUCCAUAAAUGUCUUGUUCUAGAAUUAUUAGGAUGUUGUAAAAGCGGUUAUUGUUACGUAUGUGGUUGUUGUUUGAAUAAAUUAUUAUUGUUUGUCAUUGCCAAGGACGGCAACUGGAUUUCUGUCUUUUUUUGUCGUAGCACGAGCACCAACCAAUGGUGUUCCGCAGUACCCUAUCUAUAUUAAUCUUUUGUCAUCCACAAAUAAUUAUAAAAAAAGUUAAGUUGCAUUUGAUUUAGCAA